This is a messenger RNA of Rotaria sordida, 871 nucleotides long. The record is from the annotation of a GenBank genome assembly. Lineage: Eukaryota; Metazoa; Rotifera; Eurotatoria; Philodinida; Philodinidae.
AUGUCUUUUCGUGUAUGGAUUCUAUUCUUACUCCAACUAGUUAAUAUAUCAUUAGCAGAUCAUUAUAAAGGUGGUACUCUAUCAUGGAAACCAACAAAUCCAUAUUCUUUAACAAGUCCUGUUGAAAUUAUAAUAACAGAACGACAUUCAUGGACAUUCACUAGAUAUUCAUGUGAUAACAAUAUUAUUAAUACAUUUGGUGUUUACAAUGAUACACAAAAUGCAACAACAGCUACAAUUAUUUGUAUAAGUUCAACAGCUACAUGUACAUCAUCACUUUUUCAAAAUAUUAGUUCACGUUUAUAUUGUACUGAUUUUACAACAGGACUUCAAAUAUCUACAGGAACUCAUUAUACAAAACAAUAUUUAGCAAUAAAUUCUAUAAUUGAUGUUGCUUCAAGAGGUGCAGCUUGGGCACGUGAAACUUUAACUAAUGAAUGGUCACUUGUUACUCAUAUUGAUGUAACACCUAUUUCGGGUAAAAUUAAUACUUCACCUGUAACAGCAUCAUUACCAAUUUUUCAACUUUACAAUAAUGAAACGUCAGUUAUACAAAUACUUAUAGCUGAUUGGGAUUAUGAUCAAGUUGUUCGAUGUCGUUGGUCAUAUCAAUAUUCAUUAGAUGAAUGUGGAAGUACAUGUUUUGAUCUACCAAAUGCUCAAUUAAAUUCAGUAGAUUGUGCUAUUACAUGGACACCUGUUCUUAGAUCUGCAGAUAUAGCUAAUGGUUUAACUCAAUCGACAUAUGUAGUUGCAAUAACAGUCGAAGAUUUUGUUAAUGCAUCAAGUACUACACCUCUUAGUUCAGUACCACAUCAAAUAUUGGUCUAUGUUUCUUAUCGACCUACCAAUACUUGUACAACUCGACCUA